AUGCCUGGCUCACGGGCUCAGAGAGGAAGCAGCGCGAGCUACAAGAGCUCCAGCUUAAACGGGAACGAGGAGCGCAAGGUUGGCGAUGUGGAGGAGGGUCUGCUCACGGUCCCCCUUCUGGCCGGGCUUCAGAAAGACAACGAAGGCGACAGAGAUGGCGACAGCGAGGACGGACCAACGUUCACGAAGCCCGAGGCGCCAUCGCCGUUCCUCGAUCUCUUCUUCUUUGCUGAGAAGUUGGACUACCUGCUGAUGUUCGUGGGGACGUUGUGCGCAGCCGGCGCGGGAGUGGUGAUGCCGAUCUUCUCCAUCAUUUUUGGAGACAUCCUGGACGCUUUCCACAGCCCCAACCCCACCUCUGAGGUCAACCGGAACGCGCUAAACUUUUUCACCCUAGCCGUUGUUGCCUUUGUGCUCAACACCGGCCUCAACACGUUUUUCUCCGUGGCAGCAGAGAGACAGGUACGGCGCAUGCGGAUGCAGUACCUUCUAUCGUCCCUGCGGCAGGAGAUUGGAUGGUUCGACACGACCAAGCCGGGGGAGCUGACCACACGGAUCAAGGGGGACACGCUAGUCGUUAGCCAGGGCAUGGGAAUCAAGCUGGCGCGUCUCAUCCAGUUCAUGUCGAUGUUCGUGUCCGGCUUCACCAUCGGCUUCGUGAAGGGGUGGGAGCUCUCUCUGGUGAUGCUGUCCGUCGUCCCCCCGUUGGCGAUAGCCGGCGGGUUCCUGUUCGGAGACCUGGCGCGCCUGGCGUCGCAGUUCCAGAAGAGCAACGCCGCGGCCGGGGGAGUGGCCGAGGAGGCGAUCUCGUCUAUCCGGACCGUGGUGGCGUUCACGGGCGAGGAUAAGGAGAGCAAGCGCUACGAGAAGAAGGUGGAGGAGGCCAUGGAGACCUCCAUCAAGUCGGGCAUCGGAUUCGCGAAAGCACUGGCAGUGAUGAUGUUCAUCAUCUUCUGCUCCUACGGCCUCGGCAUGUGGUACGGUGCCUCAGAAGUAGCCCGCGACCUGCGGGAUGGCUGCACCGGGAGCCACUGUAAGACCGGCGGCGAUGUCUUGACAGUCUUCUGGGCCAUCCUUAACGGUGCUAUGUCUAUCGGCCAGAUGGGUCCAAACCUCCAGGCUGUGACGGAGGCACGCGGCGCGGCCGGGCACCUUCUCGCCGUCUGCCGUCGCGAGUCUUCGAUCGACGCUUGCUCGGAGAAGGGGCUGAAGCCACACCCGGACUCGGUGGUGGGGCAGGUGGAGCUCCGGGACGUGCACUUCACGUACCCUUCCCGCCCGAAGGAGAAGGUCUUCACCGACCUCAACCUCAAGGUCGAGCCUGGCACCACCGUGGCUCUCGUCGGGGCAUCAGGCGCUGGUAAGUCUACGGUGGUGGGGCUGCUGGAGCGGUUCUACGACCCUGACCAAGGCGGCGUCUUCUUGGACGGGGUCAACAUCAAGGAGCUGAACAUUCAGUGGUUGCGGUCGAGGCUCGGGCUGGUUUCGCAGGAGCCCUUGCUUUUCGCCCAGUCCAUUGCCGAGAACAUCGCGUGCGGGAGGGAGGGGGCCACGAGAGAGGAGGUGGAGGAAGCGGCACGACUGGCCAACGCCUACGACUUCGUUGUGCAGUUCCCCGACGGCUUCGACACCGACGUGGGGGAGAGGGGAGUGCAGCUCUCCGGCGGGCAGAAGCAGAGGAUCGCGAUCGCUCGCGCCAUCCUUAAGAACCCCGCCGUCCUUCUGCUGGACGAAGCCACCUCUGCGCUGGACGUGGAAAGCGAGAGGCUCGUUCAGGGGGCACUUGACCGUCUGCUGGAGAUGAAGCGCGGCACCACCAUCGUCAUCGCCCACCGCCUGUCGACCAUCCGAAACGCGGACAAGAUCUGCGUGAUCGAGGGCGGCAAAGUGGUGGAAACAGGAAGGCACGAGGAGCUCAUCACGAUCGAAGGCGGGAAAUACCUCCAGCUGGUCAGGCUGCAGCUCGGGGGAGCGAUGAAUGUGGACGGGACCAUCGAAGAAGAGGACGAGAGCCGGGCAUCCUCCUCCGUAGCAGCCACGGACGACGAGCUCGUGCCGCCCGCCCGCUACCGCUCCGGCAGCAUCGGGUCGUCCUCGGUGCACAGCGGUAGCGCCGACGGCGCGGGCACGUCCGGUAGUGAGGGGCGGGAGAACUCGUUCACGAGGUCUUCGAUGUCGCUGCUCAACGGAACGGAGCCGUCGGACGUGAACGUCGCGCUCCUCAAGGCCGGCAUGUCGGGUUGCAGGGCGGCCAAGCUGCCCAGGGAGAAGCGGAACCGGCUGUGGGCGCUGGGUAAGCCGGAGCGAGGCUACCUGUACCUGUCCCUCACGGCCACGGCCUUCUCAGGGGCGAUGUUCCCCGUCUUCUCCCUCAUGCUGUCCACGAUCAUCACCUUCUUCUACCUACGCGACCCCGACGAGCUGGAGCGGAAGGCCUCCCUCUGGUCCCUCAUGUUCGUGGUGCUGGCGACCGUGAUCGGGUGCGCGUACUACGUGCAGGUGUCAAGCAUGACGCAGAUAGGCGCCCGCCUCACCUCCCGCCUUCAGAACAUGACCUUCAAAGGUAUCGUCCGGCAAGAUGUGGAGUGGUUCGAUCGAGAGGAGAAUUCGACCGGCGCUCUCACGGCCCGCCUUGCCACAGAGGUCACCCUUGUGAAGAACAUCACCGGUCUCAACCUCAACAGGAUGUACCAGAACUUGAUCACGAUCACGACGGCCUUCCUGGUGGCCUUCAUCUUCGGCUCCUUGGUGUUGUCGCUCGUGCUGGCCUUCAUCAUGCCUCUUCUCAUUUUCGCCGGCUUCAUUCAGGUGAAGGUGGUUACCACCAGUGCAACGAAGAGCCAGGAUUCUGUCGCCAAGGCCGGAAAGGUGGCGGUGCAAGCCAUCGACGGCGUCCGCACGGUGGCCGCCUUCAACCUUACUCGCAAGGUGAUGGCCAUGUACAACAAGGAGCUCAAGGGGGUGCUGAGAGAAGGUCUCAAGAGGGGCGUCACCGACGGGCUGGCGCUCGGGCUGUCGCAACUUAUCUCGCUGGGCGCUCUAUGGCUUCGUGUUCUGGUGGGGCGGACACCGAGUUGUCGAUGGGAGGGAGCACUUCGACCGCAUGCUCAAGAGCCUCAUGGCGGUCAUGAUGGCAUCUCAGCGUUUCACACCCAUUUGUCGGUCGCGCUGCUGCUUUGUCGGGACGGGACGGGGCCCUUGCAGGGAGUGGGGCAGACGGCGAGCUUCCUUGGCGACUCUGCUGCUGCAAAAGCCGCCGCCGCUCGUAUGUUCGCGGUCGUUGACCGCCGGCCAGCCAUCGACUCGGCCGACACUGGCGGGGAGCGCUUGCCUGUCGUGAAGGGGACGAUUGAGCUCAGGAAAGUGCGGUUCCGUUACCCCGCCCGGCCUAAUGCUCUGGUGUUCCGUAGCUUCAAGCUCAAGGUGGAUGCGGGGACCACGGUCGCUCUGGUUGGCGCGUCCGGCAACGGCAAGUCUACGGUGAUCAACCUGCUUCUGAGGUUCUACGACCCAGAGAGAGGAGCGAUUCUCAUCGACGGCAUGGACAUCCGGUCCUUCAACGUGGCUUGGUUGCGGGGACAGAUUGGGCUCGUCUCGCAGGCAAGACCAUAUACUCAUAUACUCGAGCAAGAGGAACCCGUAUUGUUCGCGACUUCCAUCGCCGACAACAUCGCCUACGGCUGUGAGGGUGCCACGCGGGAAGAGGUGGAAGAGGCCGCUCGGAAGGCCAAUGCGCACGACUUUGUGUGCUCCUUCCCCGACGGCUACGACACCGAGGUGGGCGAGAAGGGGGUGCAGCUCUCCGGGGGGCAGAAGCAGCGCAUCGCCAUCGCGCGCGCCAUCCUCAAGGACCCGGCGAUCCUCCUGCUGGACGAGGCCACCUCGGCGCUAGACAUGGACUCCGAGAGGCUCGUGCAGGAAGCCCUCAACCAGCUGGUGGACAUGAGACAGAGGACUACCAUCGUCAUCGCACAUCGCCUCUCAACGAUCCGGAAAGCGGACAAGAUUUGCGUGGUGCACGCGGGCACGAUCGCGGAGGAAGGGUCGCAUGAGGAGCUCUUGGCGAGACCGGACAGCCGUUACAAGGUCCUCCUCGACGCCGCGGAAGGGACGGGCGGAGGAUCCAUCGCAACAUGA
Ectocarpus siliculosus is the source of this 4137-nucleotide messenger RNA. NCBI's taxonomy places the organism in Eukaryota, Phaeophyceae, Ectocarpales, Ectocarpaceae. The record is from the annotation of a GenBank genome assembly.